Molecule: messenger RNA, 2532 nt
Organism: Magallana angulata
Lineage: Eukaryota; Metazoa; Mollusca; Bivalvia; Ostreida; Ostreidae
Exons: 4
Coding region: 201-1685 (494 amino acids)
Source: RefSeq, a predicted model, not a curated record
UAUUUAAAGUCCGACGCAGAGCACUGUAAAGCAGACAGCAAAUGGGAUUUCCGUACGCCACGCGGUAUAUAUAUAUCAUGUUUUGUUUCUCACUCAAGGCCGUUUGGUUUGGGUUAGAGAUGCACAGAAUGCGCCAUUGCGUGGAUCGAUUCCUUGUUAAUCGGUAGUGUUGACUUGUUGAGUACUUGGUUUAACAAAGAAUGAACCACGCAGAACAAGAAAUCCUUCGACGUUUCCACCACACGUUAGUAAGCACUAUUCGGGCAGAGUACCUUGUGACGCUGUUAUAUUCCAAAAGGGUUAUUGAUGACAAUCUGCAGAGAAAAAUUCUCUCUCAGGAGGACACUGCUCCGAACGUCAAAAUUUUGCAUAUGUCCGAUCUUCUAGAACAAGUGAAGCUUCACUGUUCGUGGCAGGAUUUUUUAGAAUGUCUUGAUACCGCAGGGUUUCCUUUUCUAAGACGGGAGAUGGAAAAAUUCAGUAUUGGUGUAAAUUCCCGACAACCUCAAAUUUAUAAUUCAUCCUUUGAUUUAUUAGCUGAAAAACUGAAAGCAAAGAUUCAUAAUUCUGAGGCGCGAUUAAUUAAUUGUGACAUACGAUGCUGGGCAAAUAGACUGCUGAAAACAAUACAGUCUGAUAGUCCUGGGAGUAUCUUAGAACAGCGUAAACAGGCCGAUUGUUGUUAUGUUUUAUUAGAUUGUUUAGCGGUCCUAGAAAGAACCCAUUCGUCCCAAAAAGAGCUUUGGAAAUCACCUGUAUAUCCUCAAAUGGAGAGUCUGAUAUCUAAAACGUCUAACCCACUGGUCAGUAGAAUUCGUCAUCAUGCUCGGUUUGGAGUCGCCCUAUUUCUUGGUGACCAAGACCAACGGGCGCAGGAAUACCUGGAUGCAUCCGUGACUGAUGCCAAAACGUUUCUUAACUCCGGCCGUGAUGUAGGAAAUUGUAUUUUUGCUUUGGUAAAUUACAGACUUAAACGAUUUGCAGAAUCAACAGCGCAGGAGGAAAAACUGAAAACGCUGGAUCUAGUUGAGGAAGGUCUUCGCCAUUUCGAAAACGAAGAAGACGAAAUACGAAACAAUUGGAGAGGGGUGUACUAUGAUAAGAAAUUGUCAUGUCUGCUCGGUCUGAAACCUCCUGGUCGUUGUAAUUCAAUCGCAAAUAUUUCAAAGAAGGACUUACAAAUAGCAAAGGAUGUUCUUUGUGAAAUGGAAAAAAGACUCAGUGAGCUAGAUAACCGGAGGAAAAUCCAUUUCUACAUAGCUAAAGCCCACCUAACUGAAAUGGAAUCCAAACGAAUUGCACGAGCAUAUUUAGAAGAGGCGUUUGAGCUCUCUAAGAAAGGUAGAUAUUUUUCAGAACAUCAAAUUGUAUCUGAAAUGUUAGGAGAAAAUGUUCAAGAAGUCAAUAAAAUGGACUAUUUAGAAGCAGGUAAUGAGGGCAUUGCCAACUCCACUGUCAUGAUUACUGACUGUAAGAGGGACAGUUUAACGUAUUGUCAAGCAGAGCAGUGUACAGAGCCUCCUUCCCUGUUGGCUGAAUGUGUUUCUGACAUUUCCCAGAAACUGAACAUCGAUGACGAGAAAACUGUGUCCUCCAGUAAGAGAAAAAUGUCCGCCAGUGACGAGUCACAAGACAGAGUGUGUAAAAGAAUUAUCUCGGAGAGAUCACAUGAUGGCCAUUUCUAGCAUUCUAACAUUUAUAUUUCUUCACUAGUUUCAGAAAAGUUGUGAAAAAUGCUUUUAUUAAUCGAAUCUGAUUUUGACAAUGAUCCCUCUCAGAAAAAAAUACAGUAAAAAAAAAAUCCAACACUUUGGAUUUUAAUAUUAUUGGAACUGAAUAAGCAGAAAGAGAUUCAAAAAAAGUGUAGCAUUCACAAACGUGAUCUUUAUCAUUUUGUGAUCUGCCAAUCGUCUGAUGGAAAGACUUGAAAUUUUUACGAUUCUCAACAUUUUCAGCUGUAGACAAACCCAGAACUGACCAAAAUUUUCGAUGACCAAAGGAAUACAACAGUAUUCAAUACACGACACUCAACCCAAUGCCUGAUACCAAAAAACUACGGGGAAGAGGGACCUUACAAUGUAUACCUUCACAAGACUUAGUCUUGCAUUUCAACAAGCACCAGAAAAAUGCUGUAAACUACGGACUUAUGACCAUUAGACGUACAUGUAGUUCUUCUUGUCUAACAGGCUCUAGGAGCAAAAACAGCAUUCUUCUUAGAGCAAUAUAAAAUCAGUUAAUUUUUUUUAAAUAUAAUAUUUCUUAUAGAUUCCUUCUCUUUGUUUAUUCUACGAGUUUUAUUUCAACUUUACAACAACAACAACAAAAUCUGAGCAAGACAGAAAAAACAAAGAGGAAAUUUGAUACAUGUGAUCCGGCGGAUGUCAGCAUGCAAUAACGAUAUUAUGCAAUAGUCAGGUCAAUGCUGUUAUGGAGUAUUAAAUAACAUUUAGUAGGCAUCGAUAUUACGUGCACCAAGCCUGUAAAACUUUACAAAUGUUUGUAGUAGAAUAUCAUAAAACUAUGUCAUAAACA